Messenger RNA from Carassius carassius (crucian carp), 2590 nucleotides. RefSeq names its product hemicentin-2-like. Gene Ontology annotation, cellular component: membrane. Gene Ontology annotation, biological process: cell-cell adhesion. Gene Ontology annotation, molecular function: integrin binding. The transcript is spliced from 11 exons. The coding region runs from base 76 to 2526 and encodes 816 amino acids. NCBI's taxonomy places the organism in Eukaryota, Metazoa, Chordata, Actinopteri, Cypriniformes, Cyprinidae. The record is from RefSeq and is a predicted model, not a curated record.
AACACCAAAGGAGACAUCUGCAUCUAUCAUCCAACUCAGGCAUUAACGGCAUCAUUGCUUAUCGCUUGCUUGACAAUGCUUCUGCUGCUGAUAAGUCUCUUGCUGAUCAGCCUUACUCAUGGUGACCACUGUCCUCUUCAGCUCGACCCACAGAGAGUUGUUGUGAGAUACGGCGGUUCUGUUGAAGUUAACUGUAACACUUCAAUCGCCCAUAAAGGGAUGGGAUGGGAAGCCAGUGAGGGAGGAGUGCCUAUGACCAGUGACAGUCUGAUCACAUGGAGAGUGUCAGAACUGACAGAAUGGGACAUAAAGCCAUACUGUUACAUAAAUCCAACUAAAGGUGCACAGUGUCAAGUAGAGCUCCCAGUCACUGUUUACAAGACUCCAGACAGUGUGUCCAUCAGAACUGUGAUUCACAGAGGACCAAUGAUAGAGGGACAGCAGUAUGAGCUCCAGUGUGACGUUCAUAAUGUAGCUCCAGUUCAGAAUCUCACUGUCAAAUGGUACAAAAAUCAGACUCUGCUGAAUCAAACCACCUUCACUGACACUGACAAGACUCCAGUAAAUAAAACUGUCAGACUCCUGAUCCGUCCAGACAGAGCUGAUGAUGGAGCUCAAUACUGGUGUGAAGCAGAGCUGCAUCUGGGAGCAGAAGGACCUCAACCUCCUCCUAAAAAUUCAUCAAAACCUCUCAGCAUUACUGUAUAUUAUGCUCCAAUAAUUCAGUUUUGUAGAGAAUGGUCACCAUUGAAAGGGACCUCAUUGGAUUCAUAUCCUUUAAAUUUAUAUUCUGUUGAAGGUAACCCUCGUCCAGACAUCUCCUGGAGACAUAAAUCAUCACCUGUCAAUUCCUCUAUGCCUCUUACCAGAUAUUAUUCUGGUUUAUAUGAAAUCAUUGCCAGUAAUGACCUGAAUAAUGUCAGCUGUUUCAUGAACAUAAGAGUCGAGUAUCCUCCAGAACUGAACUGCAACAAGAGCUAUGAAGUAAAAGAAAAAACACUCUUCAAACUUCCUUGCAUAGCUGAUGGAUUACCAAAGCCUGAAUAUUUCCUCUACAAUAAUGGAAAAAUUAUCCAGCAUGACUUUUAUCCCAAUUGGAAUGAUAGUGGCUGGUAUCAAUUAACUGCACAUAACCAACACGGAACUAGUAAUUCUACAUUCACCAUCAACAUCCUACAUGCUCCAAUAAUUAAGUUUUGUAGAGACUGGUCUCCGUUGACAGAGACCUCAUUGGAUUCAUAUCCUUUAAAUUUAUAUUCUGUUGAAGGUAACCCUCGUCCAGACAUCUCCUGGAGAAAUAAAUCAUCACCUGUCAAUUCCUCUAUGCCUCUUACCAGAUAUGAUUCUGGCCUAUAUGAAAUCAUUGCCAGUAAUGACCUAAAUAAUGUCAGCUGUUUCAUGAACAUAACAGUCGAGUAUCCUCCAGAACUGAACUGCGACAAGAGCUAUAAAAUAAAAGAAAAAACACUCUUCAAACUUCCUUGCAUAGCUGAUGGAUUACCAAAGCCUGAAUAUUUCCUUCACAAAAAUGGGAAAAUUAUCCAGCAUGACUUUUAUCCCAAUUGGAAUGAUAGUGGCUGGUAUCAAUUAACUGCACAUAACCAACACGGAACUAGUAAUUCUACAUUCACCAUCAACAUCCUACUUGCUCCAAAAAUUCAGUUUUGUAGAGACUGGUCACCAUUGAAAGGGACCUCAUUGGAUUCAUAUCCUUUAAAUUUAUAUUCUGUUGAAGGUAACCCUCGUCCAGACAUCUCCUGGAGAAAUAAAUCAUCAUCUGUCAAUUCCUCUAUGCCUCUUACCAGAUAUGAUUCUGGCCUAUAUGAAAUCAUUGCCAGUGAUGACCUGAAUAAUGUCAGCUGUUUCAUGAACAUAACAGUCGAGUAUCCUCCAGAACUGAACUGCGACAAGAGCUAUGAAGUAAAAGAUAAAACACUCUUCAAACUUCCUUGCAUAGCUGAUGGAUUACCAAAGCCUGAAUAUUUCCUCUACAAAAAUGGGAAAAUUAUCCAGCAUGACUUUUAUCCCAAUUGGAAUGAUAGUGGCUGGUAUCAAUUAACUGCACAUAACCAACACGGAACUAGUAAUUCUACAUUCACCAUCAACAUCCUACAUGCCCCAGUGUUUCAUGACAGCCAAGAGAAAUUUGUUAUGGAAGAAGACAGCAAUUUAACGCUAGAGUGCUACACCACUGGUAACCCAGAACCUGAGGUGUGGUGGAGCUUCAAAAAUAGGAACAUUUCCACUGGGAGCCGCCACUUUAACAUUGAGAGAGCCAUGUCUACCAGUGCUGGAGUUUAUACAUGCAGUGCCACGAAUAAAUUUGGACGCAGUGACAAGACCUUCAUAGUGGAGAUAACAGGUUUGGACUACGUCUCUCCCAACUACAUUCUAAUUGUUGUAGUGGUAUUUGCACCGCUUGUUUUAAUCAUCAUUUUAGUGGUCGUAAUGUGGAGAAGGAGAAAAUCAAGUGGACAUUAUGAAAUACACUCAGAAAUGCAGCCGUUAAGCAAUGGGAGCCUUUAGUGAGUUUUAUCUUGUUUUAAUAGGUUGAAAUAUGCUUAAAAUUGAAAAAAGACAAAAUAUUCGG